This is a messenger RNA of Salvelinus sp. IW2-2015, 5616 nucleotides long. Lineage: Eukaryota; Metazoa; Chordata; Actinopteri; Salmoniformes; Salmonidae. The record is from RefSeq and is a predicted model, not a curated record.
AUGAGUACCGGUCCGCGACCAGAGACGCCCUCAGCUGAGUACCGGCUCCGACUGAGUCGCCGGACGAGUACGGCUCCGACGACCAUGAGAUACCGCUCCGCGACAUAUGAGUACACGGCUCGCACAGUGAAGUCCUGCCCUCGCGACCAUGAGUACGCGUCCGCGACCAUGAGUACCCCGGCUCCGCGACAUGAUAGCCCCCUCCCACGUCACCCCGUGACUCCCGAGUGGAGGGUAACCAGCCACUCUCACGCCUAUACUGAGCGACCCCAUACACGGGCCGUCCAGGAAGUGUACUGGCUCCCCUACGGAGCCCCCCAGCCUCAGGCGCUUACGUACUCCCCUCCCUUACCAAGCGCCCCCCCAGAGAGUCUAACAGCUGACUCCCUCCCCUACAAGCCCCCCAGGAGCGGCCUACACGUCCUCUUCCAGGUGGGCACAGAGUUCACCACCAUCCUCUACAACUUCAUGUGUAACUCCAGCUGUGUGGGAGGCAUGAACCGACGCCCCAUACUCAUCAUCGUCACCCUGGAAGCCAGAGAUGGUCAGGUGCUMGGWCGUCGRUGCUUCGAGGCCAGGAUCUGUGCGUGUCCUGGCCGGGACCGCAAGGCGGACGAGGACAGCAUCCGCAAGCAGCAUGUUACUGACGGAACAAAGACCAGUGAGGGUAUGAAACGCCCCUUCCACCAGGUCUCUCAUGGAAUACAGAUGUCCUCCAUCAAGAAGAGAAGAUCUACAGAUGAGGAAGUGUUCUGUCUGCCCAUUAAAGGCGAAAUCUAUGAGAUUUUGGUCAAAAUCAAAGAGUCACUGGUCAUGCAGUUUCUGCCUCAGCACACUGUCGAGUCAUACAGGCAGCAGCAGCAGAACCUCCUGCAGAAACAGAGCGGCAUGGCCCCCCAGCCCCAGUAUGGCUCCAGCUCCCCUCCUCCCCCCCACGGCAAGGUCAACAAGCUCCCCUCCGUCAGCCAGCUCAUCAACCCCCAGCAACGCAACACCCUCACCCCCUCCUCCAUGGUCCAAGGCCUGACUGACAUGACUCCGAUGAUGGGCCACAUGGCUAUGAAUGCUGACAUGUCGGCCCUGAGCCCCGCACACAUCCUGCAGCCCCAGUUACCCAUGGUGCCCAGCUCCCACUGCACCCCACCGCCUCCCUACCCUAUGGACAGCAGCAUCUCCAGCUUUCUUCUGCGGCUGGGCUGCGCAGCCUGCCUGGACUGUUUCACAGCACAGGGCCUGACCAACAUCUACCAGAUCGAGAACUAUAACUUGGAGGACCUGUCCCGGCUGAAGAUCCCGCAGGAGUUCCAGCACGUCAUCUGGAAGGGCAUCAUGGAGCACCGGCAGAGCAUGGAGUUCUCCCCUCCUCCCCACAUCCUGCGUACCUCCGGCGGCGCCUCCACCGUCAGCGUAGGGUCCUCCGAGGCCCGCGGCGAGCGGGUCAUCGACGCCGUGCGCUUCACCCUGCGCCAGACCAUCUCCUUCCCUCCGCGUGACGACUGGUCCGACUUCUCCUUCGACCUGGACUCCCGACGCAACAAGCAGCAACGCAUCAAAGAAGAGGGGGAAUAGAAAACCUCUCACUCUGGAUAGAAUUUCAAUCUAAGGUGCACUGUUGACAAGCGCACUGCACCAAUGGGUCUGUAAAAAGGCCAUUUCCCUGACGUUCAGAGAUCCCUUUUACAGUAAACGCUGUGGAUGCCGGCUCAAGCGCACAUUAUCAUUAAAAGUCGAGUGCAGUACGCUUGUCGGCAAUGGGCCUUGGCUUGAAGCCCCGCCUCUGUCUGUCAUACACCUGUUGAAGCCCUUUCUCUGUGCCCUUCUGAUGUCAUACACCUGUUGAAGCCCUUUCUCUGUGCCCUUCUGAUGUCAUACACCUGUUGAAGCCCUUUCUCUGUGCCCUUCUGAUGUCAUACACCUGUUGAAGCCCUUUCUCUGUGCCCUUCUGAUGUCAUACACCUGUUGACCAACCACACUCCCGUAUCACGGUACAGAACUAGGAAAUCUCUGCUUCAAAAGUUCUCUGGGUCCGUUUUCCUCAAAAGCAUCUUAAUAAGGCUAAGUUCAUUGUUAGAACCCUCGUUUUGGAGCAGAACCAAAAAAACAUUGUUGGAAGUUGUUUACCGACCUGGCUCAGACCAGCUAAGUGCGUCGUCAUUAGACUAAGUUACAUCGCGAAGCGGGAAAACCGGACCCUGGUCCGAUAUCCUAAAUAGCAAAUAAAAAUGCACUUAUUUUAUUGAAAAGCCAGCUAGAGGAUGAGACAAAUUGUGUUUUUAGAAAAGAUACAUUUCAUAUUUUUUUUUAUUUUUUUUUUUUAAAUCAAAUUUCUUGAGACAAAGCUCUUAAAUGCUUUUGUGAUUUGCUUUGAUAUUGUUUUAAUACGUUUUAUAAUCCAUUCCAAUGUUAAAGCAUGACUUUAGGAAACCUUUUGGGGGAUUUGUUGUUGGGCCAUAGAAGGUGUAUGACCAGGAUUCAAUCCAAAGUGCGUUAGACAGAUGAGACCUUCAAAAUAAAGAUAGAAAAAUGUAUUUAUGUAGGUGCUUCUGUCUUGCUGUUGACCCACUUAGCAAACAUCUGUCAACUGCUACCAUUUCAUAAAUAAUAAUAUACGAUUAUAAAUUCACAAAUAUCCCAAAGUACAACAAGAUACUCAUUGGACAGUUUAUUAGGUACACCCAUUUAGUACCGGGUCAGAACCCCUUUGCCUCCAGAACAGCCUGAAUUCUUCAGGAAAUUGAUUAUACAAGGUGUGGUGUUCAAACGUUGCUCAAUUGGUAUCAAGAGACCUACACGUGUGCCAGGAACACAUUCCCCAUACCUUCACACCACCAGCCUGUACUGGGGCGAUGGGUUCACGCCAAAUCCAUCCGUGACAAGGACCAACGAGUUGUGCGUUCCGAGAUGCCGUUCCGCACACCACUGUUGUACUGUGUCGUUAAUUGUCUGUUAGCUUGCACGAUUCUUGUCGUUCUCCUUCGACCUCUCAUUUCGUCCACAGGUCUGCCGCUGACUGUAUGUUUUGUUGCACCAUUCUCGUUAAACCCUAGAUACUGUAAUGCACGAAAAACCCAGGAGGCCGGACAUUUCUGACAUACUGGAAGUGGCGCGCCUGGCACCAAAGAUCAUACCAUGCUCAGUCACAACGAGCGACCUAACGUUCAAUCGAACAGUACAUGACUGCCUCAAUGCCCGUCUGCCUGCUUUUAUAUACCGAGCCACAGCCACGUUACUCACUGUCUGUAGGAGCGAACCAUUUUCGUGAACGGGGUGCUGUACCUAACAAAUUGGCCACUGAGUACAUUCAUCAAUUUAACACUUCAGCUCCGCGAUAAGCUUGCUGUUGCCAUGCCAAUGUGACAUUAUACCAGCUACAGUGUAUAUAGAGCCGAGGGGGGAAAUUAUUAUAUUUUCACCUACUCUACCAUAUUAACCGAUUAUGCGUAAGUACAAUAGCUUUGGUCCAAUUAAAUGUUGCAUUGUUGCUAGUGGUUGUACUAAACAAUCCUCUAUAUACACACGUUGCUUUAGUUUACAUUGUGAACCUAGCUAGCCAAUAUAGCUAGUAGUAGUAGCUUCUUGAUUUAGUAAAAUAAUCAGUGGUGUGUGUGUGUAUAUAGUCGAGGCCAUAUGCAACCAAAUGUAACUUUAUUUUCGCAUUUCAAUUCACAUGAUCUAAUAAAUGCGUGGAUCAACAAUUGACGCAAAGCAAGCGCAACACGGAUAGAGAAGCAGCUUUCAUUGAUUUCAAAGCAUUUUUCCUCAAAUGCGAAUGCUCAAUAUGGGACGCCCGAUAGCUAAUAGUAGCAGGGAGGUUCUCCAGUAGUAAUCUGGUUACAUUGUUUAAUUUGGUUUCGUUAUCUAGAUCGCCAGUUGUCUCAUUCAUUCACCGUUGCUGAUCAAGGACCGUUACUAAGGAAGCUAGUGUUGCUGAUCAAGGACCGUUACUAAGGAAGCUAGUGUUUCUAUGGGGCUACCAGCUACAUUAGCUUGUAGGCUAGCGGACUUUUCAUACGUUUUGUGAAGACAUAUGUACGACCUCCGAAAACAUUACUGAAUUGAAUAUGGUGCUUCUCCACCCGCUUACCUUCAAUAUAAAGAUAUAUAUAUAUAUAUUUAUCACCGAUAAAUACACCGAUACAUGUAUUUAUCGGUGCUGUUGACCGAUAAUGGCAAACUUCUCAACUGCCAUAGUGCAAAGCCCACCAGAAGAAGUAACCUCACAUAACAGGCGAGUGGAGGCCUCUAGUGGUCAUAUUGGUACUUCACCAUAUACUGCUAAAUACGGGCCAAAAAAUUUGAAAUACUCAUUACACUUCGGCUCAAGCCUAAAUGACCAUUAAGAGUAUAAUGCUCUGCUCUUUACUGCGCCUUGGGUUGAAUCCCGAUCUGUUGCUCUAGACUGGACUGUCGUGAUUGCCUGCUGUUUUUAGUCCACGACACUGUUUUUACCUGCUGGUCACAAGCCGGUCUUGAUUGUAUACAUUUCAAGAUAUUUUUUACUUUGUGUCAGAGAAAAGUGUUAUUAUAUAAUUUGUUUGGUUGGAUUGGUUGAUUUUUUUUUUACCACAGAACAAGUUAUUGCCUUGUAUUGUGCGCCUGUGUUAACCCUUCUGCUUCCAGGAUUUUCAGAAACCUGGGGAUUUUGCAACCCUAUUGUUAGUUAAACCAUUGUGUUUAUAACUCUUGGGGGAAGUUACUGGAAUAGUUUUAGUUAAAUCGUGUUUAUAACUCUUGGGGAAAUUACUGUAAUUUUGCUACCCUAGUGUUGGUUAAACCAUCGUGUUUAUGACUGCUUACUGUAUUUCUACGUGAAUGAGAAUGCAUCAUCACACAAACUUUUAUCUGAAGUAUUUACGUUACUCAUUACGUAACUGAAUUUAACAGCUCAACACGCUCAUGGCCCUUGAGGUGAUAUCAAUAACGUUACAGAUCUUGAUAUUGUCCAAAAUAGCACCCUACGGUCGAAAGUAGUACACUGUAUAGGGUGCCAUUUGGGACACAUUUUAAUUGCCUGCUUGUUCUGCCAUCUAACGCGGUGUACAGUCUUUUGUAUUUUGUGGGUCUGUUGAACAUUUACUGGGCUAUAUUUCUCUAUUACAAAACGAUCCUUGAGAUUUGUAUUGCUGGAUUUUUGGAACCACAUUUUGUAAACUGUUUUUUUUUGUUAUGGAUUAACUUGAUGGCCCAAAAUAUUGAGAUUAUUGUAUAUACAUUUGUAUAGAGUUCUUUUCUAAAAACGAGUUGCUGUUAUGUAUUUUUUACAAAAAAAUAAAUAAAAAGGAUUUGGCUUAGAAUAGUGCAUGGUUAAAAGCCAUUAUGGUACAAAAGGGGUUUGGGUUAUUUGUAUUCAUUUAAAUGAAUACGUCACUGUUCUCACAAACGGUCUGUGUAGUGUUGCCAUAAACAUAGUUAUAUAAUUUCAAUAUUAAAAAGUGUGAUAGCAUGUUCAUUCAGUGGUUAUGAAUGACCCCUAGUAUGUCAUUAUGUUGGUACAUUGAAAGCAGAACCUAGGUACUGUAAUCUGCUGUUCCACAAUUUUUGUAAAAUGAAUUGUAAAUAUGUUGCAAUGUACUUAUUUUGAUAAACAAAAUAAAAUAUCCCAAGUUAUCAACUGCU